Messenger RNA from Aureobasidium vineae, 1515 nucleotides. The record is from the annotation of a GenBank genome assembly. NCBI's taxonomy places the organism in Eukaryota, Fungi, Ascomycota, Dothideomycetes, Dothideales, Saccotheciaceae.
AUGGCUUCCAUGAGAGUCGGUACCUCCGCCCUGCGCGCCUCCAUGGCCGCUCCCUCCACCAUGAGACAGGCUGCCCUCCGCGCCUACUCGUCCAAGAGCACUGAGACCUUCGCUGCCAAGAUCCCUGGCGAGAUUGAGAAGAUCAAGAAGCUCCGCAAGUAUGUCUCAACAUCCACGCUGACACCAACAACUUUUUACGUUACCCUCGACCAGGUCUACGGUGGUGCCCGUGGCAUCAAGUCCCUUGUCUGGGAGGUACGACACGUCCAUUCGCUCGAGGAAAAAUUGUUUCGGCUGCUAACAAUAUACACAGNNGGUUCCGUCCUCGACUCUGAGGAGGGUAUCCGUUUCCGUGGCAAGACCGAGCUUCUCNCCAAGGCUCCCGGCGGUCAGGAGCCUCUUCCCGAGGGUCUCUUCUGGCUCCUCCUGACUGGCGAGGUUCCCUCCGAGCAGCAGGUUCGCGACCUCUCCGCCGAGUGGGCUGCCCGCUCCGACCUCCCCAAGUUCGUUGAGGAGCUCAUCGACCGCUGCCCCAACACCCUCCACCCCAUGGCUCAGUUCUCUCUGGCCGUCACUGCGCUUGAGCACGAGUCUGCCUUCGCUAAGGCCUACGCCAAGGGUAUGAAGAAGGCCGAGUACUGGGAGCACACCUUCGAGGACUCCAUGGACCUCAUUGCCAAGCUCCCCAACAUUGCCUCGCGCAUCUACCGCAACGUUUUCAAGGACGGCAAGGUCCCUGCCACCCAGAAGGACAAGGACUACUCAUGGAACUUGGCCAACCAGCUCGGUUUCGCCGAGAACCAGGACUUUGUUGAGUUGAUGAGACUUUACCUCACCAUCCACACCGACCACGAGGGUGGCAACGUUUCCGCCCACACCACCCACUUGGUCGGCUCCGCCCUCUCCUCUCCUUUCCUCUCGCUCGCCGCUGGUCUCAACGGUCUUGCUGGUCCCCUCCACGGUCUCGCCAACCAGGAGGUUCUCAAGUGGCUCACCGAGAUGAAGGCCGAGGUUGGCAACGACCUUAGCGACGAGUCCAUCAAGAACUACCUCUGGUCCACUCUUAAGCAGGGUCGUGUUGUUCCCGGUUACGGCCACGCCGUCCUGAGAAAGACCGACCCCCGUUACGUCUCUCAGCGCGAGUUCGCCCAGCGCAAGCUUCCCGAGGACCCCAUGUUCAAGCUUGUCUCGCAGGUUUACAAGAUCGCCCCUGGCGUUCUUACCGAGCACGGCAAGACCAAGAACCCCUACCCCAACGUUGACGCCGUAAGUUUCUCAUUAGAUUUGAAGUUGCAAGCACAUUCAGCUGACAUGACACUCUUUAGCNACUCCGGUGUCCUCCUCCAAUACUACGGCCUUACCGAGCAGAACUUCUACACCGUCCUCUUCGGUGUUUCGCGUGCUCUUGGUGUCCUUCCCCAGCUCAUCAUCGACCGUGCCGUCGGUGCCCCCAUCGAGCGCCCCAAGUCCUUCUCCACCGAGGCCUGGGCCAAGCUUGUUGGUGCUAAGCUUUAA